AAAGAAAAUAUCAAUAGUUGUGGAUCUAAACUAGGAAGAUCAUGGAAUUCAGCUCCAGUACUGUCUUUGCAAUAGUCAUAUGUCUCUUUGGGUCUCUUGAGAUGGCAUCAGCGUGGCGGCCCAACUGUAUACGUGAAGAUAUCUACUUGGACUCAACCGGUAGUCCACCAAUUCCGGCGGGGACUACUUGCAAGUAUUGUGAGGAUUGGUGUGAUGCACAGUGUUCCAUCUUGGGACUUCCACCGGUAAAAUAUGGGUGUCGUCUAGAGAGUGAUAUUAGAUGUAGGUGUUGCUGUGGAAGUUCACCACCAUCACCCUCCUCUCCGCCAUCGGAACCCCUUCCUCCUCCUGCUCCUCAAUCUCCCGACGAAUUUGAAGGCCGAUGGCCACAAAUGUAUGAUAUAUGUGCGGCUGGACAAAGAUAUUUUGAUUUGAAUCAUAAGAAUGGAACAGAAUGCAUUCAUGCACCUAAAUGUGAGCAGGAAUGCAAAGAUAAAGGGUUGGUGAUGGCAAGGAAGGAAUGUGUAGCAGGUGGCUAUACUUAUCCUAGAGCCUGGUAUGAGUGGUAUGAGCAGUGUUGCUGUGAAACUCCUUCACCUCCACCGCCAUCUCUAUCCCCACCCCCACCAUCCACUAGCGGCGAUACUUGUCAACUGGAGCUCAGUAUUCAAAUCUCUCCGGAUCAGGCACCAUGCAAUUACAAACUAGCGCAAUCUGAAUACUAGUUACUACAUGUCAACGAAUGAUGCACUAAUAGCUAUAGUUACCUGCAACUUUUAAGAGAAGAACAUCAACUGAAAAUCAAAUAAGUAGUAUGAGUUAUCAUUUAGUUGAUGUGUGUGAUC
Messenger RNA from Papaver somniferum (opium poppy), 845 nucleotides. RefSeq lists its product as uncharacterized. The record is from RefSeq and is a predicted model, not a curated record. The coding region runs from base 42 to 725 and encodes 227 amino acids. The transcript is spliced from 2 exons. Lineage: Eukaryota; Viridiplantae; Streptophyta; Magnoliopsida; Ranunculales; Papaveraceae.